This is a messenger RNA of Stegastes partitus (bicolor damselfish), 4661 nucleotides long. It is a transcript of the gene ahr1b, whose product is annotated as aryl hydrocarbon receptor 1b. Gene Ontology annotation, biological process: regulation of transcription by RNA polymerase II; response to xenobiotic stimulus; xenobiotic metabolic process. Gene Ontology annotation, molecular function: nuclear receptor activity; protein dimerization activity; transcription cis-regulatory region binding. Bases 42 to 2864 code for a protein of 940 amino acids. The transcript is spliced from 11 exons. NCBI's taxonomy places the organism in Eukaryota, Metazoa, Chordata, Actinopteri, Pomacentridae. The record is from RefSeq and is a predicted model, not a curated record. Gene Ontology annotation, cellular component: aryl hydrocarbon receptor complex; nucleus.
ACGGUUUCUUGAUGGAUUUAGCGGAGCUUCACUGAGACUCGAUGAACGACAACAUGUACGCGGGACGCAAACGGAGAAAACCGGCGCAGAAGGGAGUCAAGCCGACCCCGACUGAAGGCGCCAAGUCCAACCCGUCCAAACGCCACCGGGACCGGCUGAACUCGGAGCUGGACCGGCUCGCCAGCCUGCUGCCCUUCCCCGAAGACGUCAUCUCCAGCCUGGACAAGCUGUCCAUCCUGAGGCUCAGCGUCAGCUUCCUGCGCACCAAGAGCUUCUUCUCAGUGGCGUUGAAGAACCAGCUGUCCAAUGGCGUCAACAAGAGCAGCGACGGCAACAACGGCAGCAAGACGGCGAGAUCUGCCGACGGACGGAUACCUGAGGGGGAGCUGCUGCUGCAGGCUCUGAAUGGAUUCGUUCUGGUGGUGACGGCGGAGGGAAUCAUCUUCUUCUGCUCUCACACCAUCCAGGAUUACCUCGGCUUCCAUCAGACUGACGUGAUGCACCAGAGUGUGUUUGAGCUGAUCCACACUGAAGACCAGCAGGAGUUCAGGAGGAACCUCCACUGGGCCCUCAACCCCCCCAUCAGCCUCGGACCCCCCACAGAUCCCCCAGAUGGCGAGUCUUCCUGCCUGGUGAGCUACAACCCCGACCAGCUUCCACCUGAGAACUCGUCCUUCCUGGAGAGAGGCUUCGUCUGCCGCUUCCGCUGUUUGCUGGACAACUCCUCCGGCUUCCUGGCGCUGAACAUCCAGGGCAGGCUGAAGUUCCUCCACGGCCAGAGCCGCCAGCAGUGUGACAGCGAGGCCAGCAGCCCGCCUCAGCUCGCCCUGUUCGCCAUCGCUACGCCCCUGCAGCCUCCAGCCAUCCUGGAGAUCCGCACGAGGAACAUGAUCUUCAGGACCAAACACAAGCUCGACUUCACGCCCAUGGCUUGUGACGCAAAGGGUAAAAUAGUCCUGGGCUACACCGAGGCGGAGCUGAGAGUCUAUGGUUCAGGAUACCAGUUCAUCCACGCCGCCGACAUGCUGCACUGCGCCGACAACCACGUACGGAUGAUAAAGACGGGCGAGAGCGGCCUCACCGUCUUCAGGCUGCUCACCAAGGACAACCGGUGGAAGUGGGUCCAGGCCAACGCCAGACUGGUCUACAAGAACGGCAAGCCGGACUACAUCAUCGCCACCCAGAGGCCUUUGGUGGACGAGGAAGGAGGGGAGCACCUGAGGAAGCGAUCUAUGCAACAUCCCUUCACCUUUGCCACCGGAGAGGCUCUCCUCUACCAGACCAGCUAUCCGCUGCAUGGCUUCCCUGACUCCUUCCAGGGCAAAGCCAAAGGCAGCAAGUCCAAGAAGGGCAAAGUGGACAAGAGCUCUUCAGAUGAACUGGACCCAAAGUCCCUGCUGGGGGCGCUGAUGAGCCAGGAUGAGUCCGUGUACGUCUGCCAGCCCGACAUGGAGCCCAAGAUGUCCUACCACAGCAGCCUUUUUAGCGAACAGCAAAGCAAGACUGACGGCAUCGGAGGCCUGUUAGGGGGCGACGGCUGGCAGCUCGUAUCUAACGGGGAGGCGGGGCGAUGCAACGGUAAAAGCUCCAGUUUUGAUCCGCUGCUGGCCACCCUGGACUCUCUGUCUCUGGACGGAGGGGAAACGUGCUCCAACAGCGAGCUCUUCAGCGCCCUGGAGAACCUGGGCCUGAAUGCUGAAGAUCUGGAGCUGCUGCUGCUGGAUGAGAGGAUGAUCCAGGUGGAGCUGGACCCCAACCACAUCCCAACACUCAGCGACCUUCUCACCAACAACGAAAUCCUCUCCUACAUCCACGACUCUCUGGAGGGUGGAGCUGGGGCGGAGGAACGAGGGGACAGAAGUGGAUUCGGACCUUCAAGCCAGCCGUCAAACCCAGAAUCAGCCCAAAGCGUCUCCCAGCAGACGUGUUUGACGCCUGCCGUCGUUGCAGCUCCUCCCAGCAGCAGGCAGCCCAUCGUCCAGCUGUCGCAGCAGAUGCAGCAGCACAUCAGUUCAGCUCCAACGGGACAGAUUCAGCCCGGAACAGUGAACUCAAACAACCCGACUGGGAUUCCCAACAGUCACUGGGCGAUAACGGCGGAGAACCACCAGCCUCCCAUCAACCACACCCACCAGCACCCUCAUCCUGCGCCGGAAGCCACGCAGCUGAACGGUGAACACAAACACCUCAACUCACUUCUGGAGUCGAGCCAGCAGUGGCAGCUCCAGCAGGACCAGCACUCAGUCCACCUCCAGUCCCACCAGCAGGUCAACAGCGAGAGCACGUUGCUGUCGGGUUUCCAGAACCAGCUCGGACUGAUGACGAACGGAUCUUACGUCCAAACUGGACACGCGGCUUUUCCCCCAAACGUGGAGGUUGGUCACACAGACUACAGUCUUUCCAACAUGCCGCACGCAGGCAGCACGGCCCUGAACUGCCUGAGCGUCCAGGACGUUUGUCACUACCAGAGCCUGGUGGCCACCACGCAGCCCUACCAGCUGCAGGCUCACCAGAAACACCAGCAGCAGCAGCAGCACAUGUUGCAGCAGACUCAGGUUCCUCCGUCUUGUUUGCCCCCGUGUCCCACCCAGAGCUCUGCACUGGAGUUAGAGCAGCUACUGGCUCUGUCGCAGCCGCAGCACAGCCGGCCAUCUUUAGAGGCCUACAGCGUGUUCAACGCCACGCAGGACUCCACCCACAGCAAGCUGGAGAACGGCUGCCUCCUCAGCGCAGCCAACGCCGCGUACGUCAGGACGUGUCUGAUGCCCAACGGAAACGCAGUGGCGACGGGCGACAUUCCCGUUUCGUGCCCCGACGGACUCCCUGCGCUACAGGACCCCCAGAAGUCUGGAUUCUUCCUCUGAGGGGACGAAGGCCAAGAGUCAGUGGAGGCCAGAAGAAAAGAGAAGGUAGAGAAGGAACUAAGAGAGAGGGACGAUCUCUACAGACUGAAGUUAAACUCUGUUCCACUACAGACCUCUGAUCAGGUUCUCUCUCAGAGCAUUUGGUUUCGUCUGUGCUACUCAGAAACACAAGUCACCUGAAAACGGUGAAGAAAAGACAAUCUGUUAAUGUCACUGUGUUAUAACGACUGUUCGUGCUCUCACUGAACGUUUCCAUGUCUGGAUUCAAAUCUGUCAGGAACACGAGCCUGACUGGAUCUACGCUCUCAAGCCAAAACUCAUCACUUCCUGAUUUGUAAAUACACGAUUUAAAGUCCUGAAGAGAAGCUACGAAGAGACAACAGUGGUCAAAAAAAAAGGCCGUUAAAGGUGAUUUAAAACGACGUCCUUCACGUGACUGCUGACCAUUUUUAACCACAUCGUUGGUUUAAACUUGAGUCAGAGAUCAUUUAAAUAACCAGUGAACAGCUGCAUGUAUCUGAACCAGACUUCUAGAGUACAACCAGAGAAAAUACUGGAUUCAUCCUCGUCCGACCAAUCAGAAUCAGUUUGGAUGAGACACCACAGCCCAAACUACAACUAGACUGUUAUUUAUUUCUCAUUCGUCCACCCUCUUAAAGUAGGAAAUAUUCUCCCUCAGAAUUGUGCUAAAAAUGGUCCACAGCCACGUGACAGGAAGUGAUUUAAAUCGCCCUACGAGCCAAAAUACCUGACAGGAGCGUAAGAACGAGCUGCUUCCAUUAGCGCGACAGCUACUCAACAUGCUGCUGGUAUUCGAAUGUGAACGCUUCGGCGGUGGAGGAGGAGCAUUUCCUAGAAGACGUUUAUACUAACAGCCGUGAGAUUUGGAUUCUCGGAUCGAACACACCAACAGAUUAUUUAAAUGUCCGUGUUUGUUUGUCACCUAGGUGUAGAAGAAACGUAGGGUUAGUAGAGUCGUCCUGGUGCUUUACGUGUCGACAACUAAGCAUUUCAUCCUUAUGGUUAAUAUUGUUUAAAAAGGAUUUAAAAAAAAAAAAGAAAUCAAAGAACGAGCAUCCGAAAGGUUUUUAUUUAUUGCUGCUGCCACAGAAAAACCACGUUGCCUCUGUGGCCGCGGCAUCACCACGUUUAUCCUAAUGCUGCAUUUUAGCCUGUUCGAGGUUUACAAUGAUGUCGUGCACUUACACGUACGUAAUCAGGAAGCGUCUGAUUUGUCCGUCAGUGGCACCGAAAUCAAACAUCAAAAAGCAUUUUAGUUUCCUGACCGGAGACAGUGUGAAAAUCUCCCGUUAAUGCCUUGUCUGGGCGGCCUCGGCCAGUCAGACGCCCACUUACUUCAUCCUGCAGUCGUGUCGUGUGGGAAACACUGAAUGCACUUACACGCACACACACUAAUCCAUUAAGGACCUAAUUGUAAAUAAUUGAUUAGAAGUGAAGGCGGGAGAGGAAGUGCAUGGAAGUUAUUCUUAAGUUUUGUUUUCCUGUAAUAACAAAGGAGAUUUUCUACGAUUGAGGAGACAUCUGCGCUCGCAUGCGGGCCGGAUUUGUUCUCUUUUUAUGUCCAUGUUUGGCCGUUCUGCGCAUGUGUGGAGAACAAUUAUCCAGAAACAUGUAGGAACAGUUAAUUAACGGUUCCCGUGUGAUGUUUUCAUCAAACCAACAGAACUAACAGACUGUUCGCUCUGAGGAGGCUUCCUGUUCUUUUCAGACAAACAUAUAAAACUUUCCCCACAUGACUGAAGCCCUUUUCAGACAUCCAUCCAUCUACACACCGCU